Molecule: messenger RNA, 1335 nt
Organism: Mucor velutinosus
Lineage: Eukaryota; Fungi; Mucoromycota; Mucoromycetes; Mucorales; Mucoraceae
Exons: 2
Coding region: 1-1335 (444 amino acids)
Molecular function (GO): acyltransferase activity, transferring groups other than amino-acyl groups
Source: RefSeq, a predicted model, not a curated record
AUGGUUCCACUUCCACCCAAGCACAGAUCGUUCAUUACAGUUGAAGAAGGCCUCACAUCAAGCAAUGUUCCCGCUCCCGAAGGCUUCAGCCUUGUCACGUCCCACAUUUACAUCAAAUUCAUCGUCUUUUUCGAAAACACAAGGAACGACCCUCAUUUUAUGAACCCAGUUUGGUUCAGAUCCAAGUUGGCGGAAGCUCUGAAUCUUCAUCACCCCUACACUGGCCGAUUGAUCAAAAAGGAGAAUGGCCGAUACGAGAUUGGACACUUUGAUAAAGGUGCUCUGUUUGAAGUUUGCGAUUCCGCAGAUGAUUUUCAACAAUGGAAAAAGAGCAACUUUUCAUACAAUGUGGUGCCUUAUGAGGACUUGAUCCCUAUCAAGAAAUACGUUGGCAGAGACUCUGCUUUGCUCGGUACUCGCUUGACUUUUACCAAAAAUGGUGGUUGCGCCCUUGCCAUGUCAGCUCACCACAAGAUUGCAGAUGGCAUUUGUUUGACACAAAUGCUCGAUAAAUUUGUACGUAUCUGUCGUGGAGAGGGCCUGGAGGAAGACGAAAUCUGUAUCUACACUGACAAGAUGAGAAAGCCUGUAAAGCCUCUACCCAAUGUGGAUCACAGCAUCUUAUAUCCUCGCUAUCCCGUUGGAGAAGCACCUGCUCCCACUAUUCAGCCUGCUCCCUCCAAGAAACUCAUUUUUGAAUUCGACAAGAACGCUCUCAAUCAACUAAAGAAGAGUGUCAUCGAAUCUGGAAACGAGCCUAAUGUGAAAUUGACACAGUUUGAAGUCUUGACAGCAAUGAUCCAUAGGGCCAUCAUCAAAGCUAGAAGAGAUCAACCUGAUCAGUUGGCAGAUUUGCUUUGCAUUGUCAGUCAACGCCAUUUUCACCCUGAUGAGAAUAUGAUCAACUAUUUCGGAAAUUACAUUGUACCUGUUCCUGUGCCAUUCACUGCCAAAGAAGCGCUUGAUAAAGGCUUAUUCCACGUUGCAAGGGAGUUGGGCAAGGGAAUUCGCUCCAUGACUGUGCCUUACAUGGAAUCCUUGGAAUACUACAUUAAUAAUAGCGAAAACGUUGAAGAAAUUGUCAGUCCUAUCAGUCGCUUAGGUCAUGGUGGUAUCGGUAUCUCAGAUUGGUCAAGAUUUGUAAACAACUAUGAUAUCGGCCAUGGGCAGGUGCUUUGUCUUCGAAGUUUUGUGGAUACUUCUCCAAUCCCGCUUAUUACGGUAAUGCCUUACAAAGCCAACAGUGUUGAUGUAGUUAUCCAGCUUGAUACAAAAAGCUUGAAGAGAUUGGUUCAGGAUCGUGAGUUCAUGGCUUAUGUAAAGUCUAUCAAUUAA